Messenger RNA from Danio aesculapii, 3201 nucleotides. RefSeq names its product ribosomal protein S6 kinase polypeptide 1 (gene rps6kc1). Lineage: Eukaryota; Metazoa; Chordata; Actinopteri; Cypriniformes; Danionidae. Bases 62 to 2836 code for a protein of 924 amino acids. The record is from RefSeq and is a predicted model, not a curated record. The transcript is spliced from 16 exons. Gene Ontology annotation, cellular component: early endosome. Gene Ontology annotation, biological process: protein phosphorylation. Gene Ontology annotation, molecular function: phosphatidylinositol binding; ATP binding; protein kinase activity.
UCGUUGGACUGUUGUCUAUUGUACGGGUCGUACGUUUUGCUAUGGCGAUGCGUGUUUCAGGAUGAUCUCCGCGCGCAACAAAGAUGAGAUUGUGCGAUUCUACACGGUCACCGACCCUACAACACACAAGAAAGGCUACACGGUGUAUAAAGUCACGGCCCGGAUUAUCUCAAGAAACAACCCAGAAGACAUUCAGGAGAUCACAGUGUGGAAGAGAUAUAGUGAUUUCAAAAAGCUUCAUCAAGACCUUUGGCAGAUAUACAGAAACCUCUGUGGGCAGUCAGAGCUCUUCCCACCCUUCGCCAAAGCUAAAGUUUUUGGUCGUUUUGAUGAUUCUGUGAUUGAAAAGAGAAGGCAGUGCUCAGAGGAUUUGUUGCAGUUCAGUGCUAAUAUUCCUGCUUUGUAUGGCAGCCCCUACAUUCAGGAUUUCUUUAAGGGCGGAGAGGUACAAGAUAGCUCUGAGCUAAUUGGACCAGCUGAACCCUUUUCUGAUUUUCUAGCUGACAGUCUGUUAGACAGCAGUUCUGAAGUUUCAGCAGAUAUCAGUGUUGUGGUGGAUGAUUUGAUAGUGACCAACCCAUGUGAACAUGAACGUGGCAGCUCUGACAGCGAGCUGAAUUCUUUCGAGGUUGAUGGAGACUCUUUGGUUGCUGUGGAUGAUGGAAUGGCAUCAGGCAGCAUCAAGCACUCCAGUCAUAGCAGCGGGACACUGAGCUUCGCCUCUGGUCUUAAGAACUGCACAGGACAACUAGACUACCUAGAAAAGGCCAGCGAGCAGAUCUCCCUAGCUGUCCAGAAAGAGGUGGAGCAGGACUUUGCGGUGGCUUUUUCCUACUAUCGUAGAGGUGUGGAUCUUUUACUGCAGGGUGUACAAGGAGAGGUGAGUCCCAGCCGAAGGGAGGCUGUGAAGAGGAAGACAGCCGAGUAUCUGAUGCGUGCUGAGCUCAUUUCUGCACAGCUCAAAGACGGAAUGGGACAGAGCUCCACUCAAAGCAGGGCAUUGGGAUCACAGUGCUGUGGUGGCUCUUGGACUGAACAGACUCACUCUGAUGAGCUGAAGCACUACAGAGUUCUGGGUAUUAUUGAUAAGGUGCUGUUGGUGAUGGAUAAUAGAACACAGGAAACCUUUAUUUUGAAGGGAUUAAGAAAAAGCAGUUCAUGUGGGCGCAUUAAGAAGACUAUUGUACCUCGUACUGUGCCUAACAUGGUACAACUGGAGAAGUACAUCAUCUCAGAGGACUCCGUCUUUCUUUUACUGCAAUAUGCUGAAGGUGGUCAGCUGUGGACACACAUUUCCAAAUAUCUGCACGGCAGGAGUCCAGAUGAAAGCGUUAACAUGCCUUUGAUCCAGAAAGUGAACUCUGCAGCUAUGCAUUCUACCCUGACCCCUGUGCCCACUGGUUCCAGCAGUGUGGAUUCUCAGGGUCUAAACCUCGGGGAGCAUCCCUUAGCAGCCCAGCAGUCAGACUCUGGUGGCACCUCUGAAGAGGAGUAUACCAACAGCUAUUUGACGCUAUGCAAUGAGUAUGAGCAGGAGAAGCUGGAGCCAGAGGAAGACCAUAGCUCGAUUAAUCCUGUGGAUGCACAGAAACACACAUGUUCAGUGUUGAACACUGAUAGCCUGUGCUCUCCGAUUUCAAUACAGGAACUGAGCUUUUUCACUGAGGAGGAGCAAGCUAGCUUUAGGGAUCAAUCCACAGCUUCACCUGACAGUCUGAACCAAUCAUCGCCCUUGGAGCACUUCCAGAGUGAUAGAAAAGAUGCCUGUACGGCACUGUUGCCAUCAGAUGCUGAUGUCAAGGUCUUAGAGGAGCCCCUGCAGAAGCCACAGGUUAUGUCAGAUCUCUGGAGGGCUGAUGGGGAUCAGUGCUCAAAUGAGUUGGUGCCAGUCAUUUCCUUUAAAGAGGCUGUACUGGAGGAUGCCACUGUGAGCUGUGCUGUUGAGGGACAACCGCCUGAUCUUUUGGUCAAUCUUCCGGUGCUCGAAGCGGACACAGUGGAGACAGUAGAAGAAGAGCUAAUCCCUUUCAAUGCAGCGGCCAAAACUUCUCCUACAUUUGGUGGGCCGGAUGUUCUACAAGGAGGAGAAAAGGCAGAGUUGGGUCUGCCCAUUGAUUUGACAACUCUUCCUCUUUACAGACCAUCAGCAGCACCCUUUAGUAAAGACUUGAUUCCGUCUUCUUCCAUGCUGGACGCCGCUAUUUCUAAAACUCAGACAGGGUGUGUUGAACAUGAAGAUUUGGGGUUGGGGUCAGAAGGCACUUCAGGAGAGCAGGAGGUUGAGGAAGUGUCAAAGUUGUUUCAAGAACUGGAUAAGUUGGCUGCAGUUUCAUUAGAUACUCAUAUCCCAGAAGCUCUGGUAAGGAGCUGGGCUGCUGACAUAGUUGUGGCUCUGGACGCUCUGCAUCAGGAGGGAAUCAUAUGCCGAGACCUGAACCCCAGCAACAUACUACUAAACCACACAGGUCGUGUGCAGCUGACCUAUUUCUGUAGCUGGAGUGAUGUAGAGGAGUCAUGUGACCCUAACGCCAUCUCUAAGAUGUACUGUGCACCAGAAGUGGGUGGAAUCUGCGAAGAGACGGUAGCAUCUGAUUGGUGGAGUUUGGGAGCCCUUUUAUUUGAACUCAUAGUUGGAAAGUCUCUAUAUCAGUGUCAUCCUUCUGGCAUUGGUAGACACUCAUCACUGAACAUCCCAGAGUUUGUGUCGGAGGAGGCACGAUCGCUGAUGGAACAGUUGUUGCAGUAUAAUCCAGUGGAGCGGCUGGGCGCUGGAGUAGCUGGUGUGGAGGAUAUUAAGUCUCAUCCAUUUUUUUCUCAUGUGAACUGGACCAAUUAAUUAAUCAGAUCAUUUACUGGAACGAGAUGAAGGAUUCAAACGGUUUGAAAUCUGUCUCUGUAACACAUGCAGUGCAGCAAAACACAAGCUUAUUUCACCUAACUUUGCCUACAGAUGAUCAAAGUUUGAAGUGCGUUGUUUUAAAAUGCACAUUUCUUUUUAAUCAGACUAAUUUACAACGUGCCACUAUUUGUUUCAUUUAUAGUGUGAUUACAAAAAGCAGCUGGCAUCACUCAGACAUCUUUAGCAUGUGAGAAGGUUCGAUCCUAGUCGUUUCUUUUGUAAAAAUCCUUAUCAAACUCUACAUACUGUGCACUGAUCCAUCUAAUGCUCUGUUAUUUAUUAAAACACUCUUAUUGUCAGUA